Molecule: messenger RNA, 596 nt
Organism: Candoia aspera
Lineage: Eukaryota; Metazoa; Chordata; Lepidosauria; Squamata; Candoiidae
Gene: SMIM20
Product: small integral membrane protein 20
Exons: 3
Coding region: 37-240 (67 amino acids)
Biological process (GO): mitochondrial respiratory chain complex IV assembly
Cellular component (GO): mitochondrial inner membrane
Source: RefSeq, a predicted model, not a curated record
UCCUGUUCCGGUGCUGUUUCUCCUCCACGGGGUCCGAUGGCGCCUUUGGCCCGUUAUCUCCUGGUCUUCGGAGGCUUCGCCGGCGUGGUGGGGCUGACCCUUUACCCCAUUUACUUUUACCCCCUGACCCACCUGGGGGACUACAAAAAGGCACAAACAAUAAAUCGAGCCGGCAUUAUCCAAGAAGAUGUACAGCCUCCAGGAUUAAAAGUGUGGUCUGAUCCAUUUGGAAGAAAAUAAAAACCUCUCUGGGUGAGAUCUUGAAGAUGUGUGGAUUCUCCCUUUUCCCAUCCAUGAUACUCCAAGUUCUUUCUGUCAACUGAAAUAAUGUAGAAAAAGAGUUUGGCAUGUUGGUUUGCAUCCAUGUAUAUAGACCCAUAGAGGUUGCUAAUUUUCAAACGUUAAGUUUCUCUCUGAGUGAUCUAGACAUGACAAAGAAUGUAUGGAAUAUUUUCUGUUAAUUAAAUGGAAUAAUUGUGUUUUCCUUUAUAGAAAGAAUGAAUGGUAAUUGCUUUGAUCUAUACAGAUUAUGCAACUGAUGUCUCUGUAAAAUAUGCUCAGAACAAUAAAGUAUAUUAUUUAUUAGAAAAAACAAA